CAAGAAGACAGUUGGCCAUCAAUCCGUUUUCUUUUGUUCUCUUCAGUCUUUCUUGUUUCUCUUCCAUUCGAUCGAAACCCUAGCGAAUCCGGUGAUCAAGAAACCAAGCUCAGAGCCAACCACAGUGUUCCGAUGCUUCCCAGAGAGAGGAAUCGAUUGAUCCAUGGCCUUUACUUAGGGUUUCUCCUUCUCCUCAGCUGCCCGUCGGGAACUCAAGCUUCGAUCCAUGAGUACUUCAAUGGUGCUUUCACCCCUCGGAACAACUCCUUCUUCUUCCAUGGUGGUAGUGAGGGUCUCUACGCAGCCGCUUCUGGUGGCAAUCGCACUUCAUUCAUCAGGUUUGAAUCUGUUGUCUUUAAAAGGCCAAAGGAAUCAACAUCUCGAUAUCAUGCCAUGCAACGAAAUACAGGAUUAGUGGAAGCCAUAGUAGUGGAAGUUCGAGAUCGUGAGAGGAUAGGUGGUACAUAUUUCAAUUCUGAGCUUAUAUGCUGUACGCCUGAACUUCGUGAUAAAAAGAUUUGUGAAGCUGGGGAGGUAAUUAUUAAGAAAAGUUCUGAUUAUCAAGAUUGGCCAGUACGUAUUCAGACCUUUUUUGAGGGGACAGAUGAAGAAGCUACUAUGGAAACCAAAACUGUUUAUAUAAACAAAACUGGGAUGUAUUAUCUUUAUUUUAUGUAUUGUGACCCACUACUAAAAGGCACAACAAUUAAAGGGAGGACUGUUUGGAGGAAUCCAGAUGGUUAUCUGCCAGGAAAGAUGGCGCCAAUGAUGACAUUCUAUGGUUUUAUGUCUUUGGCAUAUCUUAUGCUUGGCCUCAUAUGGUUUCUGAAGUUUGUACGAUACUGGAAAGAUAUCUUGCAGCUUCACUACCAUAUUACAGCUGUGAUUGCUCUAGGCAUGUGUGAAAUGGCUUUCUGGUACUUUGAAUAUGCAAACUUUAAUUCUACUGGGACCCGGCCAAUUGCUAUUACACUAUGGGCUGUGACUUUUACUGCUGUCAAAAAAACUUUAUCUCGCCUUCUCCUUUUAGUGGUAUCAAUGGGUUUUGGCGUUGUCCGGCCAACAUUGGGUGGGGUAUCGUCCAAGGUUGCUAUUCUUGGUGUGGUCUAUUUUAUUGCUUCAGAGGCACUUGAAUUGGUUGAACAUUUGGGUAAUGUCAAUGAUUUUACUGGUAAAAAAAGGCUAUUCCUGGUGUUGCCAGUUGCUCUUCUAGAUGCAUGCUUUAUUCUCUGGAUAUUUUCUUCGCUAUCAAAAACACUAGAAAAACUCCAGUUGCGAAGAAGUGUGGCCAAACUUGACCUAUAUCGGAAGUUCACCAAUGCAUUGGCUGUGUCUGUGCUUCUUUCUGUUGCUUGGAUUGGUUAUGAGUUGUAUUUCAAUGCAACUGAUCCCUUGAGUGAACUUUGGCAAUGGGCUUGGAUCAUACCUGCCUUUUGGAAUGCUUCGGCAUAUAUACUUCUUGUGGUUAUCUGCAUCCUCUGGGCUCCCUCCCAAAACCCAACCAGAUAUGCAUAUUCAGAAGAUACAACUGAUGACUUUGAUGAAGAGGGAGUUCCACUCACUGGCAGUGGUGUGAAGACAACAGGAGAUAUCAUGAGUAAGCUCGAAAGAAAGGAACGGAAAACCACAGAUCAUGUAUUUGGAUUAGGUGAUGACCUUGAGGAGGAUAAACGCGAGUAGCAGAUGUCAUGUCCUGAGGGAGACUAUCUGUAUUAUGCUGAUGUUGGUGGAUUGCCCACUUGCACUACUGAAGUGAAUGAAAAUGGUGGAAGUUCUGAUAAUUUCAGUACCAAAGAUACAACUACCUUCUCUUGUAAAGUGUACUGUAUGAUGAGAUAUAUUUAACUCUUUAUGAUGGAAGGGACCAUAUUUUCUGUAGUUUUGAUCACUUUUAACUUGAACAGUCAGUGCAACCUGUGUUGAAAAAGAUCCAUGUAUACACUUAGUGGUGAUCGGACAAACUAUCGGCUUUGUAUCAUACCAAAUCAAUAAAUGGCUAUUAGGGUGUUUGAUGUCUA
This is a messenger RNA of Dioscorea cayenensis subsp. rotundata (Guinea yam), 2018 nucleotides long. Its product is annotated as transmembrane protein 87B. NCBI's taxonomy places the organism in Eukaryota, Viridiplantae, Streptophyta, Magnoliopsida, Dioscoreales, Dioscoreaceae. The coding region runs from base 133 to 1680 and encodes 515 amino acids. Gene Ontology annotation, biological process: transport. The record is from RefSeq and is a predicted model, not a curated record. The transcript is spliced from 6 exons. Gene Ontology annotation, cellular component: membrane; Golgi apparatus.